AUUUGCAUGAGCUCUUCUGCAGCGGCAGCCAGUAGAUCAGUCAGUGUGCGUUGAGCUUCUUGCCAAUGAUCACUACGUUAGGAAAGCAGCUAGCGAGAGCGCGAGAUCGAGCAAGCGAGCAGGAAAAUUAGCAGGACAAAUCCAGAGAGGAGGGUGGAAGUCGGAGAGAAGGUCGUUUUCUUCGAGCGCUUCAAAACCACCCAGCAAACAAACAUGGAGCUCCCAGCCGCCGGAGAGCACGUCUUUGCGGUGGAAAGCAUCGAAAAGAAACGAAUAAGAAAGGGACGGAUCGAAUACCUGGUGAAGUGGAGAGGAUGGUCUCCUAAAUACAGCACAUGGGAGCCGGAGGAAAACAUCCUUGAUCCAAGGUUGCUGAUUGCUUUUCAAAACAGAGAAAGGCAGGAGAUGAUGCUGGGUUACCGCAAACGGGGUCCAAAGCCUAAACACCUUCUCGUUCAGCUUCCCGCUUUUGCCAGGCGUUCCGGCAUCCUCUCCGGACUCCAGGAAGCUACCAUGGAAGCGGAAAUAACCAAGACAGAGUCGAUGCAAGGAAGCAAGAUUCAGCAGCAGCAGUACCAGCUCAACAGCAAAAAGCACCACCAGUAUCAACCCAACGGCAAGGAGAGCCAGGUGGAGCAGCAGAUUAAUGGCAAGAAGAAAUACUACUACCAGCUCAACAGCAAGAAACACCACCACUAUCAGCCCGACCCCAAGAUGUACGACCUCCAGUUUCAAAGGAGUAAAGAAUCCAAUGGCCAGGUGCAUUUGGAGCACAGCAGAACUUUGGGUGCGCCAAUGCGGCCCAAAUGGGUCAACAGUAAAGAGACGGGCUGCCUGGCUCAGGUCAAAGACCUUUCCUUGGAUCUGAAGAAGGUGCCAGUUCAGCACGCUGUAACGGAACAGGCCGAGAAACCAAAUGGAGUUACGCAUGCCGGCAGAGAUGUACUGGCCAACGGGAUUGGGAGUAAAAUGAAAAUUGUCAAAAACAAAAACAAAAACGGUAGAAUUGUUAUUGUCAUGAGUAAGUACAUGGAAAACGGAAUGCAGUCGGUGAAGAUUAAAUCCGGGGAACCUAAUGCUGAUCGUCAACCCCAGGAGCGAAAGACCGACAUGUCAGAGAAUAUCCCAGAAAGGAUUAAACUGCUUGGCGUUGAAAAAACAGAAAACGGUCACAUUAAGGAAGCAGAAGGAUUACAGACAAUUAGCUGUUCGGAAUUUAAAACUGGACACUACAUCAGGGAGGAUGUAAAGCUGAGCAACGGCCUGGAAAAGGGGGCCCACGAAACGGAGAACGGGGCCGAGCCCCCGUCCGACGAGCCCCUCCAGCUGACGACCAAACCCAACUUGAUACCGUGGCCCUUUGAGAUGGGCGUGCUGUCUCGGGUAGACCAGAGGAGAGACGACACGGGCUUGAACGUGGCCCAUUCCAGGAAACGCAACCUGUCGGAACCCAAUGAGCACAGGGUGGGGGUCUCCAAAAAGUUUCUUGCCGCCAGGAGUAUCAGCGCUCCUAGCAGUGCACCCCAGGUAGCCCAAGAAAAACCGGUCAACGGUCACUUCAACGGUUUCUAUAACGGCAGCGGACAGAACUAUGGGUUCGACGACCCGAACCCCGAGGAGCCUAUCGACUUGAGCUUUGUGAAACCCCGGACUGAAACGGAGAUUUGCAAGCCAGUCCAAGUGGAACCGGAGACCCCCGUCCCUCCAGAAACACAGCCCAACAAAGAGGAGCCCGUUUCUUGUUUCAAACCUUUCCUGGGAAACAUUGUCAUCACCGACGUGACGGCGAACUGCCUUACCGUAACGUUUAAGGAAUAUAUCGCUGUGUAAUUCUUUGCGUCGGACUCCACACGAAACGGGACCACGUCCAAUGCCUGCUGCCUUCUAGAGAAAGCAAACGUGCAUACUGCUUUUUUAUUUUUAUUUGACUAACUGGCUACAAGUCAUUUGGUAUUUACUGCACUUUGAUCGACGGUUAUUCAAUUCUUUUUCUCUGCUGCUGCAUUCCAUAUAUGUGAUUGUUUGAUCCCCAUCAGUGAAGUCUGCUUUCAAAGCACAUUAAUUGUUAUGGAUAAGCGAUUAACGUGACAUUGGACCUUGGCAUCAAACGGUUAUUGAAAGACAAACUCAUUUAAAACUGUAUGGCAGAAAAAAAAAAUUAUAUAUGUAAAUGCUUGUACAUAUGUGGGAGUAUUAAGUUAACUCACUGCUGGAUGUUUUGGCUUUUGUUUCAAGGCACUUGUAUAAAAAUAUGAUUUACGAAAACCCCCCUCACCCACUCAACCCCAUCCCAUUGUGAAUUUUCCCUACAAAGGCAUCGCCGUUCGCUUCCACCAGAACCUUUACCAGACCACGUGUUCUCUGUGUCUGCAAGACGACACACUCGCGGACCCCUAAAAAA
This is a messenger RNA of Polypterus senegalus (gray bichir), 2401 nucleotides long. It is a transcript of the gene cbx4, whose product is annotated as chromobox homolog 4 (Pc class homolog, Drosophila). The transcript is spliced from 5 exons. The record is from RefSeq and is a predicted model, not a curated record. Bases 214 to 1830 code for a protein of 538 amino acids. NCBI's taxonomy places the organism in Eukaryota, Metazoa, Chordata, Cladistia, Polypteriformes, Polypteridae. Gene Ontology annotation, biological process: negative regulation of DNA-templated transcription.